Molecule: messenger RNA, 456 nt
Organism: Parnassius apollo (apollo)
Lineage: Eukaryota; Metazoa; Arthropoda; Insecta; Lepidoptera; Papilionidae
Source: the annotation of a GenBank genome assembly
AUGGAACCAAAUCGCGUUUACGUGGGUCAUGAUCUACGGCAGGGACUUAUUCCUGGAAACAAAACUUCAAAAGCAAUGAAACAAUUUGUUAAACUGCAUAUUGACAUGUUUCCUAGAAUUGAGUCCCACUAUUGCAGAAAAGACUCCAAAAAAAUAUAUUUGGAGAGUGACCUUAAUAUGGCUCGCUUAUAUAAAUUGUACAAAGAAGAAUUCUGUCCAGAAAGAAAUAUAAAUCCUGUUUUUUUGUAUGUUUACGAGAAGAUUUUCAAAUCGUAUGACCCACCACUAGCAUUUUACAAACCAAAAAAGGAUCAGUGCACUAAAUGCAAUGUAUACAAGUCUGCUGAAGACAAAAUUAGUUUACAAAGAGACUAUGGUGAACGUAAAGCAAGAAAAAAAGAAUCUUUGGAAGCGAAGGCAUACGACAAGAAGGAAAGCAUACGAGGGCGGCACUGA